AUGUUUCUCAACAGAGCCCUGGUCACAUUCGCUUUGAUCCUUACGACUGUAGUCUUGGCGAGAUGGUACGUGUUGAGGAAUCGCAAAAUUAGACGAGAGAUAUUGGAGUCUUGCAGAGCCUGCAAAAACCAAAACGAUGGCGAACACAAAGAUAACUUGUCGGUCGUUCUAAAGGGAAAUCGGUUUGUAUUGUUUUUUAUCGGUGGUUUGAUUCUCCUUGGAUACUUCCUCAGGAUGUUGCCGACCGGAUUCACUUCCCAUCUACUACUUUUCCUAAUACUAGUAUACACCUUUCACAUGCUAAUGUCGAAGUGUUAUGCGAUUAACGUAAUUUGGUGUCAUGGGAUCAUUUCUAUAAACGGUAAUGUUUCGUGCGUUUGUUAA
This is a messenger RNA of Macrosiphum euphorbiae (potato aphid), 384 nucleotides long. Lineage: Eukaryota; Metazoa; Arthropoda; Insecta; Hemiptera; Aphididae. The record is from the annotation of a GenBank genome assembly.